AUGGCGUUGAAAUUACCGUUUUUGCAGGUAGAUGUCUUUACCAGCUCACCAUUUAAAGGAAAUCCCGUUGCUGUUGUCAAUUGCAUGGGAAUCGAUGAGAGUUUAGUAUCUGACCAGCAGCUACAGGCAAUCGCCAACUGGACAAACCUAUCAGAAACUACAUUCCUCUUCAAAGCUACUACCGACAGAUGUGAUUACAAACUGAGAAUCUUCACUCCAACGAUGGAGCUGCCAUUUGCUGGACACCCUACAAUUGGUUCUUGCAAGGCGUUCUUGCAGUUCACUGGACAGAAGAAUGCGAAAUCCUUAAUGCAAGAAUGCCAAUUGGGUAUCGUCAGUUUGACCAUUUCCGAUGAAGGUAAGAUCUCGUUCAAAGCAGAAAGAGCUGACGUCGAAGAGAUUCCGCAAGAUGCCAUUGAUGAGUAUCGGAAAAGUCUGCAGAUUGACUGCUUGGCGGCUCCCAAGCUGUUGCAAGUAGGCCCCGCAUGGGUUGUGUACCUCGCUGCCGAUGCAGAGUCCUGCUAUAAUGCAAAUCCUGACUUUGCUCAGAUGGCCGCAACUAACACUAGAUAUGGACAUAGUGGGAUCAUCCUAGCUGGCAAAAAGCCAGGCUCGUCGCAGGACUAUGAGAUGAGAGCUUUUGCUCCAACCGAUUGCGUCCUCGAAGAUCCCGUAUGCGGGAGUGGAUCGAUCGCCCUCAUUAGAUAUCUACAAGAUCUGCACAGAUUUUCAGAAACCACCAAUGUUAGCAUUACGCAAGGUGGGAGAUUAAAAAGACAAGGCCAGAUUUUUUGCCAGAUAAAGGCUAACGGAGAUGGGAAAUUCUCCUACAUCUCAGAAGGUAAUGCUAUCAUCGUUAUUGAGGGCUCUAUAAAUAUCUGA
Molecule: messenger RNA, 882 nt
Organism: Torulaspora globosa
Lineage: Eukaryota; Fungi; Ascomycota; Saccharomycetes; Saccharomycetales; Saccharomycetaceae
Gene: YHI9
Product: Yhi9p
Exons: 1
Coding region: 1-882 (293 amino acids)
Biological process (GO): biosynthetic process
Cellular component (GO): cytoplasm
Molecular function (GO): isomerase activity
Source: RefSeq, a predicted model, not a curated record